Tinamus guttatus (white-throated tinamou) is the source of this 3999-nucleotide messenger RNA. The record is from RefSeq and is a predicted model, not a curated record. Lineage: Eukaryota; Metazoa; Chordata; Aves; Tinamiformes; Tinamidae.
GAUUGCACUUCACAGUAGCUGCGUGUCAGUAAAGGUACCGUAUAUGUGGUUAAUAACGAGCUUUGGAGUUCUUCACAAUGAAACGUACUUUAUAAAUGUAAGAUUGCCCUUAUCACAUUUCUUAUCUCUUGUUUUUAACGCUUUGUUUUGUACAGCAGGAUAUGAUCCUUCUUCUAUGUCCGGGCUUUGGCCUCACACAGUAGGUGUAAUAUAAUCGCUGAGGUGGGCGUUCUGGAAGGAGAAUUAUUUUUGGAGGCUUUUGCAUGAAACUUGUCCAAUGAGUCUGAGACGCCCAAGCACCAUUAUUUUUGGAGGAAAAGGAUGGAGUAUUGCAUGCUGGGAACAAGUGCUUUCCAUAAGGUACAGGAGCAGCUCAUGAUGCCCCGUAAAGCUUUUCUUUCCCAGAAAGAAAAGCAGGCUCGUGCCAGGGAGAGGGAUAUGUUAAAAAAGAGGAGGAGGCGACAAGACUAUCUCAAAAGAAGCGUGGAGCCACAGAGAAAUGCAGAAACAAUAAAAUGGCACAGGGAUGAUGAGAAGAGGAGAGAAAAUGAGCAAGUUAAGGACAAAGAUAUCAAGAAGCGGUGGAGACAGGAUGAGAGAGAACGCCGAAGGAAUGUGGACACUAUGAAUUGGCGCAGGGAAGAUGAGAAGAGGGAAAAUGAGCGAGAAACUAUGUUCCAACUUCCUGUCAACAACCUUGGCAGUUUAAGAAAGGCCCGGAAAACUGUGAAAAAAAUACUUAGUGACAUUGGUUUGGAAUACUGUAAAGAACAUAUAGAAGAUUUUAAGCAGUUUGAACCUAAUGACUUUUAUUUGAAAAACACUACAUGGGAAGAUGUAGGAUUGUGGGACCCAUCGCUUACAAAGAAUCAGGACUAUCGGACAAAGCCCUUUUGCUGCAGCGCGUGUCCAUUUUCCUCGAAGUUCUUUUCCGCCUACAAAAGCCACUUCCGGAAUGUUCAUAGUGAAGACUUUGAAAAUAGGAUUCUUCUUAACUGUCCUUACUGUACUUUCAAUGCGGACAAAAAGACUUUGGAAACGCACAUUAAAAUAUUUCAUGCUCCAAAUGCCAAUACAGCGAGUGGAGGCAUCAGCACUUUUAAAGAUAAAAACAAACAUGAUAGCCUUAAACCUAAGCAGGCUGACAGUGUAGAGCAAGCUGUUUAUUACUGUAAGAAGUGCACUUACCGAGAUCCUCUGUAUGAAAUAGUUAGGAAGCACAUUUACAGGGAACACUUUCAGCACGUCGCUGCUCCUUAUGUAGCAAAGGGAGGUGACAAGUCGCUCAACGGUGCAGUUCCGCUAAGCUCCAGCGCCCGCGAGGAGGGUAGUAUUCACUGCAAGCGAUGCCUUUUUAUGCCGAAAUCCUAUGAAGCUUUAGUGCAGCAUGUUAUCGAAGACCACGAACGUAUAGGAUACCAGGUAACAGCAAUGAUAGGUCACACUAACGUAGUGGUUCCAAGAUCUAAACCUUUGAUGCUAAUAGCUCCAAAACCACAGGAUAAAAAGCCUAUGGGCCUCCCCCAGAGGAUGGGUCCCCUUUCCCCUGGAAGCGUUCGGUCGCUUUCGUCACAGCAGAUGAUGAACAGACUCACUAUACCAAAGCCUACGUUAAACUCUGGCGUGAAUAUGAUGUCAAACGUUCACCUGCAACAAAACAAUUACGGAGUCAAAUCGGUACCACCGAGUUACGUUGGUCAGCCAGGGGGAAGGCUGAACUUAAGCGGCAACGCAGUUUCUAUUCCCCAGCAGUCCCAAACAAUGAAACAGUUUUCAAGUGGAAAUGGAAGGCCUUAUACUCUUGGGGGGGAACAGAGAUCACAGGCCUCAGCAAGAUACUCUCUGCAGUCUGGCAAUUCAUCUUCUCUUUCAUCUGGUCAGCUGAAGCAAACAUCGUUAUCUCAGUCACAGUCAAGAGUAUUAGGUCAGUCUGGCUCAAAAUCUCCUGUAGCUGCUACAGGUCCCUCUGCUGUCAAUACAUCAUCCACACAAAAGUGGAAAAUCUGUACAAUCUGUAAUGAGCUCUUUCCUGAAAAUGUGUAUAGCGUCCACUUUGAAAAGGAGCACAAGGCUGAAAAGGUGCCAGCAGUAGCUAAUUAUAUAAUGAAAAUACACAAUUUUACUAGCAAAUGUCUAUACUGUAAUCGCUAUUUACCUACUGACACGUUGCUUAACCAUAUGCUAAUACAUGGUCUGUCUUGUCCGUACUGCCGCUCGACCUUCAACGAUGUUGAAAAGAUGGCUGCUCACAUGCGAAUGGUUCAUGUCGAUGAAGAAAUGGGACCUAAAACUGAUUCCACGCUGACCUUUGAUUUGACACUGCAGCAGGGUAGCCAUACAAAUAUACAUCUUCUUGUAACCACCUACAACCUGAGAGAUGCUCCUGCUGAGUCUGUAGCUUAUCAUGCUCAGAAUACUCCCCCCGUACCUCCAAAACCACAGCCGAAAAUCCAGGAGAAGUCUGAUGUACCUGUAAAAAGUUCUCCGCAAGCAGCAGUUCCCUACAAAAAGGAUGUGGGUAAAACUCUCUGUCCUCUGUGCUUCUCAAUCCUAAAAGGACCCAUCUCUGAUGCCCUUGCACAUCAUUUAAGGGAGCGGCAUCAAGUUAUUCAAACAGUUCAUCCAGUUGAGAAAAAGCUGACUUACAAAUGCAUUCAUUGCCUUGGUGUAUAUACUAGUAACAUGACUGCCUCAACCAUAACACUGCACCUUGUACACUGCAGAGGUGUUGGGAAGACUCAGAACGGCCAAGAAAAAGGUAAUUCAUCAUCUCGGCUAAAUCAGUCUCCAGCUCUAGCCCCUCUAAAACGCUCUUACGAACACAUGGAAUUCUCCCUAAUGAAAAGAAGGAAGAUGGAUGACGACGACUCCCCCUCUGCCUUCGAGGAGAGGCCUGAAGAGCCAGUAGUUUUAGCUUUGGACCCCAAGGGUCAUGAAGAUGAUUCCUAUGAAGCCAGGAAAACAUUUCUUACAAAAUAUUUUAAUAAGCAACCAUAUCCCACUAGGAGAGAAAUUGAAAAGCUGGCUGCCAGUUUGUGGCUAUGGAAAUCUGAUAUUGCUUCUCAUUUUAGCAACAAACGGAAGAAAUGUGUUAGAGAUUGUGAAAAAUAUAAGCCUGGUGUGCUGCUUGGUUUCAACAUGAAAGAAUUGAACAAAGUUAAACACGAGAUGGAUUUUGAUGCUGAAUGGCUCUUUGAAAACCAUGAUGAAAAGAAUGUCAGAGUCAAUGUUAGUAAGACUGUUGAUAAAAAAAUAAACAUAGAGAAAGAUAAUGACAGUUCCUCAGACAGCUAUGAGAACAUAGAAGAGGAAUACAAUGAAAGCAGUAGUCCAUUCGGUCAACAAAUUUCUGACAUUGGUGGGAAAACCUCUUCUGAUAGCCUGGUGGAGAAUCCAGAGGACAGCAUAUCCAAGGAGACUGGGGAGGAAAAUACUUCACAGUCCCCUGAGAAGAAUGAUCAAAAACAAGAGGAAAGUUCUAAAUACGAAGAGAUUAUUUCUGCUGAAGAACCAACAAAACUAGUAGGUGAUGUUUCAGACAGUGAAGGUGAUCAGGAUGAUCAAGAUGAUGCUGUUGAAUGGAAAGAUGGAGCUUCACCAUCUGAGAGUGGGCCUGGUUCUCAACAGGGCUCUGAUUAUGAAGAUAAUACAUCAGAAGUAAAGCCAGAAGUGUGGACAGAUGAAUCCUCCCAGAGUGAAGAUGCUGGCAGCAGUAAACAGCCUGAAGAAGCAAAAGGGGGUGGAUCUGAAAGCGAUGAAGAACAGUCAAAGUGGAAGAAUCGUUCCUAUGGAAAAGUAGAAGAGUUUUGGUCCAAGGACCAGUCGCAGUGGAAAAAUGCCUCGGAGAUUGAGGAGAGCUUGUCGAGUCAGCAGAUGGAGUGGCAGAGCAGCACGAUGGACAGUGAGGACGGAGAGCAGUUCGACGGCGUGGCGGCCGGCGUGGCGGAGCCCAUGCACAGCAGCCUCCCCGGCGUGGAGCUGAGCAGCCAGCAGGCGUGA